UAUGAAUAUCAUUACUAGACAAAAUCUAGUUAGGGGGUGGGGCACAAAUCCCUGCAGACAAAUUCAGAGGACAAAUUACAUGCAUUAGUUGGACAGCUCUGCUAGCUCAAAGAAAAGAACAAGUCUAUCUUGAAAUGGCUACCAAGAACAAUAGAGAUUUGCUUCUGGAGGUGAUCAUCAGUGGUACACGAGCUGGACUGGGAAUACGCAUCGUGGGGGGUAUCAACACGACCUCCAGUGACAAGUUUGGCAUAUUUGUGAAGGAGGUGAUCCAAGCUAGUCUGGCUGCCAGAGACGGUCGUCUCCAGAGAGGGGAUCAACUCAUUGAGGCCAAUGGGACCAACCUCGUCGGUGUCUCCAAUGAAAAGGCUGUGUCUACCCUACAAACCUGUGCUAAGACCAACACCAUCAAGCUGGUCGUCUCACGCAGUCCAACAUCACGAGAUGAGUUUAGAAGACUCUCGAGCUCAAUCCUAUUGCAGCCAGCACUCCCAACCACUCAGAACGCAGGAGCUGUCAGUGGACCAGUAGCCACAUCCACACCUCGUGAGAUAACAGAGCCACCUAAGAGCGUACGUGCCUCGGCUGCUUUCAGUGAUGGCACUGUGGCUACCAACACCCGACCAUCAUCAGCUUCCAGUAACCUCACACAAGUGACUACUGACCUUGACAGUGAGGAUGAUAUAGACAAACCAAUGAUCCAGAGACGUGUGGUCAGUAGUAGCUCUCCAGAGGUAGCCCUCAGCGAUGUGAUGGUGUCAGUACACGGCCGGAGUGUGAGUGACUCCUCUCCCCCGCCAUUACCCAACACUGACCCUCCAAUGUUUGAUGAGGACUCCAUCAUGGCGAGACAAAGACAACACUCUGCAGAGUAUCACAGGGCAACCCCUGAGGGCAGAGCAGUGUCUCCACCAUUGUCUGCUGGGCUAGCUACUCAUUCGUUUGUGAUACCCAAGGGUGGUGGUCUGGGGAUUGUGAUCGGGGGAGGGAUUAAUCGCCAAGAUGGACCUCACAUCUUUAUUGAGAAGAUCCUCGAUGGAAUGGCUGCUGCCAAGGAUGGACAGUUGAGGAAGGGAGAUCGAAUGCUCUCAGUGAAUGGGAUAUUGUUCAACAACAUGACGAGGGAGAAUGCUCUCACUACACUCACACAGCUCAAGAUCAGACCUCAGAUCAAGGCCUAUACUAUUGCUGUGGAGAGGCCCAGUGGACUUGUGCACUCUGGACUCCCUACUCCCACAAGAAACCAUAACUCAAUAUUCGACUCUGACACUCUACCAGUCACCAGCCAGUCAACAAGUAGAGUCACUGACACAGUGGACAACUCUUCACUGGAGGUAUCUACUAGAGGGGGUAGGGAUGAGUCACUUAGGAAGGGUCCUCCACAACGCUACCUUGCUAAGAAGGGCCAUGCUGAGGGGAGCAGGUAUGACUCACUGCACAAGCGGAUGUCCAUGGAACCAAGUGCUAGGGUCAAAUUAAACAAACUUGAGUGGGCGCUGAACUAUAUGGGUCACAUGACAACUGGUCAGCAGCAGGACGAGAUGAGAGAUAGGCUGGAUAUUGGCGAGGACGGCCGGGUCGUGUUUGCUGACUUCGUGACACUGGCUAGGGAAAUGUUUGCAUUCCAGCUUGAUGAUGCCCGUCUCGAGGCCAGCCUAGCAUAUGCUCUCACACAAAAGGACAGCCUGGAACUACCCUCACUGUCCAGAAAGGCUACCAGUGUAGAUCAUCUUGCUAUGGAGUACAGUCCCUUCCCCUCUCAACUUAAGCUAGCAGUGUCACAGCCUCACAUUGCUAGCCCUGGCACAGAUGAACUGGGCGCCAUGAGACAACAACUCCACGAUAUUGGACAACGUAGGGAGCGUUUGAAACUAUCCGACAGUGGACUCUCUGAACUCAGGGAGGCAGACCGACAGGAGCUAGUGAGUAGGUCCCCCGCUCCUCGUCAAGACUCAUACUCAGAGGACAGCCAGACUGUGCUGAAGAAGAGGGCUGCUCUGGCAGAGGCUGCAGCCAAGGCAUCACGAGAUAAGGCCAAUCAACUAGAGGAUGACAUGCGACGGAUGGCAGAUGAAUUGUCUGUACUGAGAGAGCAGCAGCAAGUGGAUAGGAAUGACGGUGAGACGAGAGGUCAUGUAUCGGCCCUCGAGUGUGAGCUACGGAAAGAGAAGGCAAUCUCGAAGCGCUUCCAAGUGGCCACUGAGCACCUGUUACAGUUUGUGGAGAACUGUCACGAGGCUCUCCUCAAGUCUCCUGAUGCUGACAGAAUAUUGUACCACCCACAUGGGGAGGGUGUGUCUGUUGCUAGGGGCGAUGCAGUGACGGGUAACCCCCGACCACCACAGUACUUGUCACGUCAUGCCAAGAUCACAGCCACUAGUUUAGCACAGGAGGCAAAGGAGACAGUGACAGCCGUGCAGAAACUGCUGCAGACCGACACUCUUCCAUUUGGAUGGGACACUGUGUACACUGAGGAUGGACACAAGUACUAUGUCAACCAUGAGACCAAGACCACCUCGUGGGUUCACCCGGUGACAAAGGUCAACACUAGCCACGGAACACGAGCCUCCACCCCCUCAUCACAGAGCUCUCUUCGUAGCAACCCACCAUAGCAACUGUUACCAUAUAUAGCUACAGAGGACACGCUUAUAACUGUUAUGUUAUUGUACGAACAAAACUUGUUUGACACUUGUUUUAGUUUUGUUAUAAAGA
Messenger RNA from Halichondria panicea, 2712 nucleotides. Its product is annotated as syntaxin-binding protein 4-like. Bases 135 to 2612 code for a protein of 825 amino acids. Gene Ontology annotation, molecular function: protein binding. The record is from RefSeq and is a predicted model, not a curated record. NCBI's taxonomy places the organism in Eukaryota, Metazoa, Porifera, Demospongiae, Suberitida, Halichondriidae. The transcript has 19 exons.